Molecule: messenger RNA, 2144 nt
Organism: Hymenoscyphus albidus
Lineage: Eukaryota; Fungi; Ascomycota; Leotiomycetes; Helotiales; Helotiaceae
Source: the annotation of a GenBank genome assembly
AUGUCUGCUUCCUACCACCAGAUUCAUUCACAACAUCAUGACAAGCUCGAUAAAGCCCUUUUUACUCGAAACAUGUGCGCGGUGGGGUUGUUUGCCAGCUGGAUAACUGGUGUUGCUGCUCUGGGUGGAGGAUGUUAUUGUGUUUAUUUGGAAAGACAAGUGGAUUCGAGGCCAGAAUUUGUCAUUCCUCAUCUUGCGAAAGAGGUGCUGCCUUUGGGUAUAAAUAUUGUCGUUACUUUCCUGAAUGAAAGCAUGGGGUAUAUACACAAUACUUCCCUCCGGUGGUCUUUGCAGUAUGAAAACCGGCUUACCUUCAAUUCGAAUUUACGACUACUUUCGAGUUCAGCGAAAUCUCUGCCGAAUAAAUGGUAUUCAAACAUAUUAUACCUGUUCUCUAUCAUCCUGUCAUACGCCACAACAUCUUUAAUAUUUCUGGGUUGGAACCCGCAGCUCUCCAAAACCUUUCACGGGGAGCACACUUCUCCCCCGCUAGACGAAAAUCUCAUCGAAGUCUCUGGGGUUGCACUCAUUUUAUUCGGUAUCAGUCUGCUUGGCCAAGCGAUCAUUGCUACAUGGGCAUUGUCGACCACGUACGUACCAACCUGGUCUUCAAAUCCGUUGGAUACAGUCUACGCAUGUACACUCACCUGUAUACCAGACACCGGAAAAGCAGCCCCAAACCCUCUGGUUCGCCGCUCAAAUCGCUGUAUGAAAUCGGUUCAUCAAGCUCAUGAACCAUCUAUACCCACCUACCCGAAAAAUAAGCAAGGGCCAGCAUGGAAAGCACAUCCAGAAGUUCGAUACGUAUUAGGUCUCCUCUGGGCUCUUGUUCCUCUUGGUGGUCUAUGGGGAUGGGCAAUACAUUUCAUGAUCGUUGAGAAGAAUCCAAAUGGUAUCUUAGGGAGCAGUUGGAAUUUUCUUCCCAUGUUUACAGGCAAGACCGUUCAUGCUUCUUCCUGUCCCGCUGCAAAAUGUACAGACGGAACAUCGGUUCUCAAUGUAGGAUGGACAGCAAAUUCCGGGAUGGUAGGAAAUGUUGGCUCAAUAUUUCUGAUUGCAGCCUUCCAAGCAGGUUUAACACUUGCUCUUCAUUGUGCAGAGCUUCUUGUCAACCUCUCAAGAGAUGAAAUGACUUUCCGCAUGGCAACGACACCGAAAGGUACUGAUCCCCGUUUCAACAGCAUUAUAGCUGCUUUCUCCUCCUGGCAAACCAUUACUCUUUUCAUAUUCAAGGCGGCUGUUCAUUGGCUCUUCGGUCUUUCAAUAAACAACGAUUUCAGACUAGGUGUCAACAUGUAUCCGCCCCAAAUUUUCUACUUCACAGCUUUCGCUCUCGCGGUUGCAAGUUUCGCAACAUAUGUCAGUGCAAGAUGUCCCAAGGGGCCUAUGCCGGCCACAUUUGGACAUCUCCAAACGAUGGCAGAUCUAAUUGACGAUUGGGAUGACAGGAUGUUCUGGUAAUUACAUGAACCACUAACCCGCAUGGGAGGCAACACAAUUACUAACCGCGUCUCUAGGGGCCAUAAGGGAUACGGACAAUCUGGUCAGCCCGCUUAUGCUGGGAUGAGCUAUAAGAAACUGCCAAUGCCGGAUAUGGAUAAGGUUUAUAGGGGCGUUGAUAUGGUUCCGGUUUUGACGACGCCGGGUAGUAUCUCGACGACUAGUUUUGCGACGCAUACUUCGACUGGUACGGGUGGGAUGCAACAGCCUUGGCAGCAUAGGACGUUUAAUGGGGGGUUGUAUAGUACAGGAGCGUAUUGAGUCCUGAUUUUUCUUUUUCUUGAUUUUUGAAGAUCUGGUGUUUAAGUAUCAUUUUGCAUGGGAGGAGCGCGGAGUACGGGAUUAAGAGGGUUUGCUAGGUAUAAUAAUACUUCUGCAUUACUUUUUUACAUUUGCAGGAAUGGCUACUCUUAUUGAGGGACUUGACUUGGUGUGGUCUGUCUUCCUGGGGCAUCUUUCAUGCUUACAUAUGUGGGAAUAGUCGCCAUGGGGGAGAAAAGUAGACAUAGAUAAUCUGCUUAGCUGCCCGUUUCAGUAAAUCUCAGCAGCCAACUUGGAUAUUCUAGAAGACUGGAAAAUGAGCUUGUAUUGCCUUGGGUCUUCUAAUGUGGGGGCAGCUGCGAUAGAUAUGACGCUCCAUGACU